This is a messenger RNA of Brachypodium distachyon (stiff brome), 1188 nucleotides long. Its product is annotated as mediator of RNA polymerase II transcription subunit 18. Gene Ontology annotation, molecular function: transcription coregulator activity. Gene Ontology annotation, cellular component: mediator complex; core mediator complex. NCBI's taxonomy places the organism in Eukaryota, Viridiplantae, Streptophyta, Magnoliopsida, Poales, Poaceae. The record is from RefSeq and is a predicted model, not a curated record. Gene Ontology annotation, biological process: termination of RNA polymerase II transcription; regulation of transcription by RNA polymerase II. Bases 257 to 910 code for a protein of 217 amino acids. The transcript is spliced from 5 exons.
CAAUUGCUGUCUUCCUACAAGCCGCCCGAAACCCCGGCUCGUCUUCCUCCUAGCGCGAGCGCCGCCACCGCCGGUUGGUCUCCCCUUCGAUUCUCUCGCCACCGACCGUUUCUCCCCCCCAUCACGCCACGAACGGAUUCCGCCCUUUAGCUCCCUGUUUCAUCUCCUUAAUCUUCCCCAAUUCGUAACUGAGGCAAAAAUCAAGGUAGGGCGGCCGCCCUACAUUACCCUACUGGGUCCUCCGCCCGUGCUAGUGAUGGAGUGUGUGGUGCAGGGUAUCAUCGAGACCCAGCAUGUUGAAGCUCUUGAGGUCCUUCUGCAGGGGCUGUCUGGUGUCCCAAAAGAGCGUGUUAGGGUUCACGAGCUCUGUCUUAAAAGUGGGCCCAAUCUAGGAGUUGUCCCGUCAGAGGUUCGUUUGUUGUGUGACUUGGCUCAGCCAACACCAUCCUGGACCAUAAGACAUGUUGGUGGUGCCAUGAGAGGUGCUGGUGCAGAGCAGAUCUCAGUUCUUGUCCGUACAAUCGUAGAAAGCAAAGCCAGCAACAAUGUAUUGCGCUACUUCUAUGGCAUAGGUUACAAGUUAGAUCAUGAAGUUUUGAAGGUGGGUUUCGCAUUUCGUUUCCAACGAGGUGCCCAGUUCACCGUGACUGUCACUUCCGCCAACAAGAUGCCGAAACUCCACGCGACCGACGAAGCUGUGGCGGUCACUCCUGGAAUACAGCUUGUGGAAAUCACAGCUCCUGCUGCUGCUAACAAUUACAACGACGUAGCUUCAUCUGUCACUGCGUUCUGUGAAUAUCUAGCACCGCUGCUGCACCUCUCUAAACCAGGCAAUUCAACUGGAAUCGUCCUGACUGCUGGUGCUGCUGCUGCCUCGCUCAUGUCAAGUGGUGGUGCUAAAACAUUGUAAAUCUUUGUCGCCUGCAUCUUUUUAUGUGACGAUUGCAGUUCAAUGCUGGUCUGUACUUCUAAUCAGUUGAUCAGAAUGCGCGAAAAUAACAUUGUGAUGCUGUUUUCAUUGUGAUCUGACUUGGGAGUGGUGCGAUUAAACUGUGCUGUUCGCACGUCUAAAUUGUGUUUUUGUUUGUAGAUGUUGUAUAAUUCUGUAGGUUGACAAAUGAACACUCAAAAGCUCUGUUCGUAUGAUGUUGUAUAAUUCUGGCAUUUUAUUUGUUUGUAGAUGUUGUA